Messenger RNA from Seminavis robusta, 522 nucleotides. The record is from the annotation of a GenBank genome assembly. NCBI's taxonomy places the organism in Eukaryota, Bacillariophyta, Bacillariophyceae, Naviculales, Naviculaceae.
AUGACCACCUUUUACAAGUUCCUUGCACCAAUGGAGGAACUCAAAGCAGCAGUCAUUCACUGUGGUCUCAGCAAUGAGCAGACAGAGUUUGCCUCGGGAGGUUUCUUGAGUGUCGUCAAAAAGAGCGAAAAGUUGAAGAAUAACAAGGGAAAACUCGAAAAGAUCAUGACCCUGGUGGGACCGGAAGGAGAAAAGGCGCUCAAGAACUACGAAAGCGUCGCGUUCAAAGCAUCCCUACCAAAACCAAGUCCCAUGAUGUUAUUGCCCAGGCCACCCAUGGCACCACCAGGACCACCACCGCCGGUGGUGGCAAGCCUGUUGGCCAAGAGCAUCAAGAAAAUGACACGCAAGGACAAGGAUGCCGGGAACACGGAAGAAGCCGUCAAACUGAUGAUGAAAAAGGGACUGGAGGAAGAAGCCAUUUUGAAUUUCAUGGCCGUCUUUACAGUUUUUUUGGAAGACAAGGGUGAGCUGGAAGUGGCCGAUGAAAUUCUGGUGCUUCCGGUGGAUUACAACAAAUAG